AUGGGAGAUCGUUCGGAAGAGUUCCAGCGACAAGUUGUUGAGGCAGGAGUGUGGUCGUGGCUUUGGCUGCUCAUACUGGGGUUGAACUUGUUUUGCGGUGGCUACGACCCGCGGCUCCUGAAGAGCAGAGCGAUCGAGCGACCGAGAGACACCCCAUCGAAGGCGCAGUCCAUGGCUCUGCACCUGCUCGCGCAGAAGGUCGACUAUUUCCUGGACCUGGACGUGGUCGUACCGUGCGAGGAUUGGGCCGCGAGCCUCAAGUCCGCGCGCAUUACCUAUGUCGGCAGCGCCGUGGAGCGGGCCCAGAGGCUCUCGCGGCCCCAGGUGCUUCCGGGGUUGCCGCGCCCCGAGCACCGCGCAAGCAUGCCGGCUGAAGAGAUAGCCGAGGGCGUCGUCAAGGAGUUCCUGGAGUACCCGCGCCGUUGCCUGCUGGACUUGGACGCCCUGGAGGCCCCCCCGAAGGCGGGGGCGGUCCUGAUCCAGCCUGGCGAGGACCUCGUCAUCGCCAAGGAGCUGAUUUCGAUGGGUCUUUGCGUGGCUCUUGAGGAGCACGAGCUGAUCAAGAUUGGUCCAGUGUCCCUCCUCAGCGGGGUACUCGGGGCCCCGAAGGGGGAGCAGCUGGGGCCCGAUGCCGGCAGCCGGCGCGGCCAGGACGUGCCCCGUUUCAUAGUGCACUUGACCGCCUCCAACAGCGUGCAGGCGCUCUGGGAGGGGGGCGUCAAUCUCCCGCCGCAUUUCGGGAUGCGGAGAUCCAUCAUGCUGGAGGGCGAGCAGGAGCUAGCCUGGAGCUGGCUGGACUUGAAGGGGCGCUUCUACUUGCUCCGUCUGCAGCGUACCUGGGCCCCCUUGUUCGCUUUCAAUUGGCAUUGCGAGGCGUCCGAGCUCGGGGCGGCGGCGACAUGUCAGCGCUGGAUUUACGCGGGCGUCCUCGACGUGCCUGAGAUUUUCUCUUCGAGGGGGGAUCUGGAGGCGACCGGGGCGGGCGGGGCGGCCGCGUGCAACGACGCGGUGCCGACGUCCGCGGAGAAGGCGGGCGACAGACUGCAGAUCGCCCAAAGGCGGAUCGGCCGCAUCGUCGGCAUGACGCUGCACGUCCUCACGAAGGACGCUUGGAGCGCCAAGGAGUUGCAGGUGCUGGGUGGCCAUUGGACGCAUCUGUUCCAGUUCCGCCGGGAGGCGUCGAGCCUUUUGGCCCACUUCUGGUCGCUGCUGACGACGGCGCUUCGGCGUCGGAAGGUCGCGGCCACGGAGCUCGCGAGGACCGAGCUGUGGCUGUGCGUUGUUCACCUGCCGCUUCUCGCUAUGUCUCUCAGGUCGGCUAUCGAGCCUGUCGUCGCGGCGUCCGACGCCUCCGAGCAGGGCGGGGGCGUUUGCGCAUCCCGGGGCCUCACGCCCACCGGGCGCCUGAACGUCGCCCACGACCGCGCGCUCCUCGCUCGAGGCGCGACGGACGGCCUCGGCCGGGUUAGCCUCUGCGAUGGGAUCGGCGGCGCAAGGCAAGCCCUGCACCUGCUGGGGAUCACGCCCGCCAUGUAUUGCAGCAGCGAGGUGGACGGCGCGGCCCUCAGGGUCAUCUGGGCGCGCUGGCCCGAGGCCGUGGAGCUCGGCGGUAUGGAAAGUAUUGGGCAGGCCACUUUCGACCCGUUGGCCAGGAAGUUUUGCAACGUGUCGUUGGUCGCGGUCGUGCUGGGUGCCCCCAGCCAUGCCCCGAGCCUGCUGUUCAGGUUCGUCGAGGUGGUGGCGGCGGUGCGGCGUGCGUUCGCAUACUGCGAGGUCCUGUGGCUCGUGGAGGCAGUGCCCAACAUGGGGGCGCAGUCGGAGGAGCAGUUUUCGGGUCUUCUGGGCCAGCGUUCGCUCCGCCUGUGCCCUGGGCUGGCGGGCCCAGUGAAGCGGGCGGCGAGGAAGAAGCGCCUUCCGCAUAGGCUGGCCGGUUGCGAGGUCUGCGACCUGGAUGCGUUUGCACGGUGGCAGGCCGAUGGCAUGCGGCGCCCGCCCUGCCAGUACAAGCCGGCCAAUUGCGCCCGGCAGCGCAGGCAGGGGGCAUCAGCGGCGAGGCUGCGCCCACUGGUAGCCAACGAGAGGGAGGCCUUGAUGGGCUACCCCAGGGGCUACACGAAGCGGGCCCUGGGGCGCGCGAGUCAGGGUCAGGCCGCCCAGUUAGAAGAUGCCCGGUGCGCGCUGAUCGGGGUCAGCUUCCACGCCCCAUGCAUCGCCCGGCUCAUCGGCUCCGCGUUUGCAAGAGCACGGUCUGCUGGAGGACCGCUGAGAAACAACCAACUGAAACCUGGGACCUUGAAGAGAUACGGCGACAGCGUCAAACGCUUCUUUGCCUGGGUGGACCGAAUGUCACAUCCAGUGCCGCCUCGCACGGGCGACUUCGAUGUUGUGGCGUGCGAAUACUUGGAGCAUUUGUGGCAGGAAGGCGAUGCCUUGGCCCUGGCCGGCGACGCUCUCAGCGGGCUGACCCACGAGGUGAAAAACUUGAAAGGCAGCUUGCGCGAGAGUUGGGGGCUCUGGGACGAGCCGGUCUCCGCCAUAGCCGGUUGGGCAUUGGGAGAAGGGAAUGUAGGUUUCGUUUUCUUCGUGUACACUUCCUACCAGUGCAUCUUGAGGACCGGCGAAGCUUUCGGCCUCAAGGGCAUGAGGCAUUGUUCGAGCUGGGCCUCGCGAGCGGAGGACGGCGGCGACGGGGGAAAUGCGAACGCGUUCUCUCGCGAGAUCCCAUGCUGA
This is a messenger RNA of Prorocentrum cordatum, 2730 nucleotides long. The record is from the annotation of a GenBank genome assembly. Lineage: Eukaryota; Dinophyceae; Prorocentrales; Prorocentraceae.